AUGGCAGACGCAAUGGAGAACGAGAUGCAGAUUAUGCCGAUCGGUGCUGGCAAUGAGGUUGGUAGGUCUUGCUGCAUUUUGAAAUUUAUGGGCAAGACUAUUAUGUUUGAUUGCGGCGUCCACCCGGCCUACUCUGGGAUUUCAUCCCUGCCAUUUUUUGACUAUAUCGAGGCACAAGAGAUAGACCUUGUUCUUAUCACGCACUAUCAUCUUGACCACGCUGCAGGCCUCCCUUUUCUUAUGGAGAGGACGAAUCUGAAUCCCGAGGCAAGGGUAUUCAUGACCCAACCGACGCGAGCAAUAUACAAAGCUUUACUCUCCGAUUUCGUCAGAGUAUCUCGAAACGCCCCAGGUGAAGAAUCUCUGUACACUGAAGAUGACGUAAAUCGCACCAUGUCGCGUAUUGAGGUAGCUGACUACCAUGCCGAAGUAAACGUUAAGGGGAUCAAAUUCCGACCAUUUUACGCAGCUCACGUUCUAGGCGGCGCCAUGUUUAUGGUCGAGAUUGCUGGUGUUCGCGUCUUAUAUACUGGAGACUACUCGAGGGAAGAGGACAGGCAUUUGAAGGCAGCCGAAAUUCCCCCGUUUCGACCUGAUGUACUCAUCGUUGAAUCUACUUAUGGCAUUCAAGAGCAUGAGCCCCGAGGCAUUCGAGAAAAGCGUUUUACAGAUCGCGUGGCACGAGUUGUGCGAGGGGGUGGCAGAGUUUUACUGCCGGUGUUUGCACUCGGAAGGGCGCAAGAAUUGCUACUCAUUCUCGACGAAUUUUGGGAAGCACAUCCAGACCUGCACCAUGUGCCGAUAUACUACGCCAGCGCAAUUGCUCAGCGAUGCAUGCCCGUGUAUCAGACAUAUGUAAACAUGAUGAAUGACAAUGUGAGGCGAAGGUUCGAGAUAAGCAACCCAUUUCAUUUCAAGCACGUUAAGAACAUCAAAGGCAUGAAUCAGUUUGCCGAUGAUGGACCGUGCGUGUUUAUGGCCUCCCCAGGUAUGCUUCAAAACGGUCUGUCACGAGAGCUGUUCGAGAGAUGGUGCACCAACAAACAGAACGGGCUUGUGCUCAGUGGAUAUUCGGUUGAAGGCACACUGGCAAAGAAGGUGCUGACAGAACCAGAAACAAUCACAAAAUUAGAUGGUCGUCAAGCUAGACUCAACUGUUCAGUCGACUACAUUACAUUUGCAGCUCAUGCCGACUUUAAGGAGACCCGAAUGUUUGUGGAAGAACUGAAGCCUGAUCAUUGCGUCUUAGUACAUGGGGAAAAGAACAACAUGGCUCGUCUGAAGGGAGCUUUAGAUACGAUACACAACAAAACUGAAGGAGGGCGAAAGCUUGAUCUCCAUUCGCCUUUAAAUUGUGGCGUUGUUAAACUCAAGUUCAAGAACGAAAAGAUGGCAAAAGCCAUCGAUGUUCUUCCUCUAGCUGCUGAGGAAAAGCCGAAACCAGGCACCAAGGUAUCUGGGUUACUCAUCCAGCAAGAAUUUUCCUACACUUUGGUGAAGCCUCAAGACCUCCCGCAAUAUACCUCGUUAAAGCUUUCGCAGAUUGAUCAGCGACAAGUGCUUCCAUUGAAGAAAUCCCUCGUCACUCUUGCUACACAGUUGAACACUAUAUUUCGAGGCGUAAGAUUCGAUGAAGAAGGCAAAGUCAUAAGCAUGGCAAAAGGAUCGGUGUUAAUUGUUCAGAAAGAUGAACAUUCGGUACAAAUGGCUUGGGCCAGCGGAUACGCGUCCGACAUUUUGACCGAAGCCAUUGCUGCAAUCACAAUAUCAGAUUCACCGCAUGCUGGGGAACCGGGUGUCAGCGAGACGUUGAAACUGGGACGAAAGUUAUUGGCGGCUCGUUUCGGAAAGACGCAUUCGAUAAAGGGCUUUCCGCAUAAAGUUCGCAUGGUCGUGGACCUGACAAAAGUAACUGUGAAUAUGCUGACUGGGGAGGUAGACUGUGCAGAUGAGACUGUUCGAAAUCGAGUGCUGCUAGCGUAUAGGCGCAUUCAGGCCGCUAUGUUCCCUAUUCCUGAAUAUUACUGUGAUUGUUGUCAACCGACAACCCAUGUUCAAUAA
This is a messenger RNA of Chondrus crispus (carragheen), 2061 nucleotides long. RefSeq names its product Cleavage and polyadenylation specificity factor, 73kDa. The transcript has a single exon. The coding region runs from base 1 to 2061 and encodes 686 amino acids. The record is from RefSeq and is a predicted model, not a curated record. Gene Ontology annotation, biological process: mRNA 3'-end processing by stem-loop binding and cleavage. Lineage: Eukaryota; Rhodophyta; Florideophyceae; Gigartinales; Gigartinaceae. Gene Ontology annotation, cellular component: mRNA cleavage and polyadenylation specificity factor complex. Gene Ontology annotation, molecular function: RNA binding; 5'-3' exonuclease activity; RNA endonuclease activity.